This is a messenger RNA of Bombyx mori (domestic silkworm), 1119 nucleotides long. RefSeq names its product putative methyltransferase WBSCR22-like protein. Gene Ontology annotation, cellular component: nucleolus. Gene Ontology annotation, biological process: rRNA (guanine-N7)-methylation. The transcript has 6 exons. The record is from RefSeq and is a predicted model, not a curated record. Lineage: Eukaryota; Metazoa; Arthropoda; Insecta; Lepidoptera; Bombycidae. Gene Ontology annotation, molecular function: rRNA (guanine) methyltransferase activity. Bases 236 to 1063 code for a protein of 275 amino acids.
GACAACGUCAAAUGCUACAUAUUAUAAGUGGUAAAAUGACUCAAUACUAAAUAUAUUUAAGUCUGUGGAGCAAGCCGUAGAUAAGUAGUUUUUACACUUAUUAUUUUAAAAAGCUACAUACUUCCUAGUUCAUAAAAUCAUUUUAUUAACGAGCACAUACAUAUGUAGAUACUUACUAAACACUAGGUUCAUUUAAAUUUGAUUGAUUUGAAAGUGAUCCUUAUAUUGAUGUAAGAUGUCAAAAAGACCAGAACACCAGGCACCGCCUGAAGUUUUUUAUAAUGAUGAAGAGGCUAGAAAGUAUACACAAAACUCCAGGAUCAUAGAAAUCCAAGGACAAAUGACUGAGAGAUGCUUAGAAUUACUUCUAUUACCGGAAGAUUCAUCUUGCUUGUUGUUGGAUAUUGGAUGUGGUUCAGGAUUAUCUGGUACAGUGCUAGAAGAAAAUGGACAUAUGUGGAUUGGGAUGGACAUAUCAUCUUCAAUGCUUGAUGUUGCUGUAGAGAGAGACACUGAAGGUGGUUUAGUUCUGGCUGAUAUGGGUGAAGGUGUCCCGUUUAGAGCAGGUUGCUUUGAUGGAGCAGUAUCCGUAUCAGCUAUACAAUGGUUAUUUAAUGCUGAUAAGAAAACUCAUAAUCCAGUGAAAAGACUAAACAAAUUCUUCACCACUUUAUAUUCAAGUUUGUCAAGGUCUGCUCGAGCUGUCUUCCAAUUUUACCCUGAGAAUGAGAAGCAAUUAGAACUCCUAACGACACAGGCAAUGAAAGCUGGCUUUUAUGGAGGAGUUGUAAUUGACUAUCCAAAUUCUGCCAAAGCAAAGAAGUUCUUUUUAGUUUUAAUGACUGGUGGCGUUGGUCCUUUACCUCAGGCUUUAGGUACUGAAGAACCAGACAGUCUUCAAGUUAAAUAUGCUAAAAGAGAAGCUACAAAAGGGAUAAGAGGAAAACCUAUAAAGAACUCAAAAGACUGGAUUUUGGAGAAGAAAGAACGAAGAAGGAAACAGGGCAAAAUUACAAAACCUGACACUAAAUACACAGGAAGAAAAAGAAGUGGUCGAUUCUAAAAUAAAAACUGUUUAUUAUUUUGUAUAUCUAAGUAAAUAAAUUUGUUGCAACUUAA